AUGAGUGAUCAGGAAUUUAAGAAGACACAACGACUGGCUCUUUUGCAAUCGAGGAGUAUUCUAGGAAUAUUGGCCAAUCUCCCCCUCUCUCAAGAAAUCCCUUCCUUUAAUAAGCAUAUGAAAAUUGCAUACAAUACUGAAAAUAGUACAAUCCCAACACAUUUCCAUACCAUCAACUUCCCAGUCAUCCCAUGUUCAAGUAAAAAGGUCACUUACUUGUAUAUGCAGGUUCACUACUAAAAGGAAAUUAUAUUCUCUCCACAACCAAAAUUAGCACAAAAACCAUUCACUCAAAGAGAAGAUGCUGAAAUGACCACUUUGCAUCAAAUUCAAAAGAGUUUCAGAAAAAGAACCAAGGCUUCUUCUUAGAUAACUGAAACUCUGGAAUACUUUAUUUGCACUGUGAACUGA
Molecule: messenger RNA, 411 nt
Organism: Paramecium tetraurelia
Lineage: Eukaryota; Ciliophora; Oligohymenophorea; Peniculida; Parameciidae
Exons: 1
Source: RefSeq, a predicted model, not a curated record